Bipolaris maydis ATCC 48331 is the source of this 1392-nucleotide messenger RNA. The record is from RefSeq and is a predicted model, not a curated record. Lineage: Eukaryota; Fungi; Ascomycota; Dothideomycetes; Pleosporales; Pleosporaceae.
CUCAUGAACAUUUGCAGACGAGCAGUAGCACUCCACCAGAACGGCUCGAGCGAAAAAAUCCCUUUUCGAAUCUUCAACAAACUCGACCAAGCUCUGUUUGUUGGAUACUUGAACAACACAGUCUCUCUCGAUAUCAACAGAUUCGACUCUGAGAUUUCUGGUGCUACUUACACACACCGAUGGGGACUCGAUCGGGAAGUUAAGCGCAUCUCCAUUAUCCUUAGUCAAGAUGUCAUCCGACAUGGCCAGGCAAGGGAUAUUGUCGCUACGUUGAUCCACCACAUGAUCCACGCAUACUUUCUUGUGGCCUGCGACGAGCAAAAGGAGAAUGAGAUGGAUUCUGGGCGUCUGAAACACGGUUUACAUUUCGGCAAGAUCAUGCUCGCCAUCCGGAGGCUUUCAGCUGUCCAUGGUAGAGAACUUACAACCCUGGAUUAUGGACAUCACUUGCCCAGCAGACGCUUUCAUGUUGACGACUACUACCGCCCGCGGAGAAGAGACGAAAUCGAGCACGAAGAUAGGAACGAGUGGUUUUGUAGCCAUUGUCACAGUGACAUAUGCGGACCAUCCGAUAGCGAGGUGGAAGAGUGGUAUAAAAAGAUUUGCCAGCCAAUGCUUGACCUAACACCAAGUAUUCGAGGUCUUGAGGUUGAGGUGUACAAUGUUCGACGACACGAGCUCGAGAAGGGACGUCGGGCGCACCUCGGUUCUUCUUCAAAGUCUGUCGAGUUGAUUUUCAAAGAUCGACCGGUCCUUGUUGGCAUAGAUAAGAUUGACCAGUUUCCGAGUGUCAAGAGAACUUUUGAUAGGGCUGGCAGUCGCUUUCUCGUGGUACCCAAGGAGGUCUCGGAGGGCACGUUCAUGCGCCUUCUCGAAUUCCUCCAUACUGGCUCUUAUCCUCCUGAUCCGCAUAUCUUUGCUGGUGCUGCAGUCACUCGAGAUGUCCGACUCAAAGCCCCUCCUAUUAUCAAGUCCAAGAAUGUAUCUGUCGAAGCAGUUGUGGUCUUAGCCGACAUACGAUUUGCCAAGCUCGGCUUAUAUAUGGGCUUCGAAGAUUGCAAGACAUAUGCCUUGGAUCGCAUGAACACAUACGGUGUCCUGUAUGAGGACCCUGUGGCUGUUCUCAAAGAGAUUUACCGAGGCUGCGAACUGGACCCUGAUCUCAAAGUCUGGGCAUGCAUGUUUCUCACCCGUUGCCCUGAUACAUCGAGCCCUGGUCGUUACCACGGCGAAUUGCUGGAUCACAGUACCAUAGAGCCACCCAACCUGCUGAAACUUGAAAGUCAGCAAAGUACUUACCGGUCACGCUUUUUCAAUGCUAUUGAAGUCAGUAGAGCACUAGAGAACGAUGUUAAUAAAGCUCGUGCCGAGCUCAGAACUGCAGGCUGGUAU